CGCUUUCGGUUUACGGUGCAUCUUUUUAAGUCUUUCACUUCUCGUUCCACAUACCACCCCGAAUAAUCUCUCACGCCGACUCUCUCUCUCAAGGCAAGAAUUUACUCGGUCGCGAAUCUUCUACGUCAUUCGAGAUCCUACUUCCUUGCCGUCGAGGUGGGAAGACCUUUCGACAUUGCCUGACAUCGAGCUGGUCUCUUACCCGACUUCAUUGUCUUAUAUUCUCAUUGGGUCCCUUGAAUUAGGGUUUCGUUGAUUUUUGCUUGUUCUCAAUCUCACUGCAUAAUUACCCCACUCAUUACCGAUUGUUCCCACAAUGGUUGCAGAAACUAAGCUGUACGAUUCUUUGGGUAUCAAACCCGACGCAUCACAAGACGAAAUUAAAAAAGCAUACCGGAAGUGCGCAUUGAAAUAUCAUCCGGAUAAGAACAAGGAUAACCCGUCCGCAUCGGAGAAGUUCAAAGAGGUAUCACAAGCCUACGAAGUUUUGUCCGAUCCCGAAAAGCGCAAGAUCUAUGACCAAUUCGGCCUUGACUAUCUGAUGCGGGGCGGCCCUGCUCCUCCGCCCGGUGGUGGUGCUGGCGGUGCUGGCGGUGCUGGUGGAAGUCCGUUUGACGGUGGAAUGCCGGGGGGUUUCUCAUUCGGAGGCAUGCCUGGAGGAGGUGGUGCCCGGACCUUCCGUUUCUCGACUGGCCCCGGCGGUGGCAGCGGCUUCCAGUUCAGCUCUGCAGAUGAUAUCUUCCGAAACUUCGCCAAAGGUGGCGGCUCUGGCAUGGAUCAUGAGGAUCUGUUUGAUAUGCUGG
Messenger RNA from Aspergillus nomiae NRRL 13137, 803 nucleotides. Its product is annotated as DnaJ domain protein Psi. Gene Ontology annotation, cellular component: nucleus; cytoplasm. The annotation marks the transcript as partial. Gene Ontology annotation, molecular function: protein folding chaperone; protein-folding chaperone binding. The transcript is spliced from 2 exons. The record is from RefSeq and is a predicted model, not a curated record. Lineage: Eukaryota; Fungi; Ascomycota; Eurotiomycetes; Eurotiales; Aspergillaceae.